Pelagomonas calceolata is the source of this 2031-nucleotide messenger RNA. The record is from the annotation of a GenBank genome assembly. NCBI's taxonomy places the organism in Eukaryota, Pelagophyceae, Pelagomonadales, Pelagomonadaceae.
CGGCUGCCGGCCGGGCUUCGCAUUAAUUGAGCGCUGCUGCGAACGCCCAAGGGCAGCACGGAACUGAUUCGUCAGCCAUCGAUGGUGGCCGCAUAGAUACAGCAUCGAUGCGGAUGCAGCCGGGGCAGCCCAUGCAUCUGAUGCUGUGGCUGGCAACAGCAGCCCAGGCGCUCACCGGCCGGCCCGCCGACACGACGCAGGAGCUCAGGCCCUACUUCCCGCGUCCGCCGACGACGGACUGCUACGCGGCCGAGGGCCACGCCCGCAUUUUCGCGGACGGGAGCGGCGCGUCACUAUCUUCGUUCACGGCCUUCGCCUCCAUCAAAGCGAGCGGCUGCCGGAAGGCCGUCCCUGGGGCUUACGGCUACAAUAGUACGGCCCCCUGGUACGCGCGCGGCUGUUCUUUAUUAAACGCCGUCGCCGCGACCGCCCCGGGGCCGGCCUGGUCGACGGGCGCGAUGAAGGAACGACGAAAGUUCGUGAGCGAAGCGCGGUUCGCGCAGUUGCGGGCCGCGGCUUCGGUCAGGCCCAUCACGCCCGAGAUGCGCGACGCUGAGCGCAAGCUUUCCGCGGCGCGAAGAGCAGGGGCGAGGGCCGACUGGGGCAUAUCCCUCGCUGAAGAUGGCUCGGUCCACUUCGGCGCCGGUUUGAGGGUCUAUGGAAGUGAGAAGCGGGGCGUGCCCCAGAACACGGUGCGAGCCGUGGGGGAAGCGACGGCGUCUGGUCGUUCAAAGCUAUUUGAUGAGAAAUGGCACGACAUUGCCGCUAUCCGACGGGUUUUAUCGGAUACAACAUCCACACUAGAAGUGUGGGUCGAUGGUCGACGGGAGGCCCUUGUACAAGGUGUGGAAGGAGACGGUUUCGACGGUGGCGCGGGCGCUUUGGCCUUGCACGACGCUCCUGCCAGGGUACCUAUUGGUCAAUUACUAACAGGAUGUGUUCGCGGCGCUUCUAUCAUCGGCAAGGCCUUUGAUGAACAAACUCUGAGGAAGGCCUUCGGCGCCGACCGGUGUGGAAAUCAACCGCCACGCCGUCGAGCAGGCGUCGCGUCCGAGCGGCGAGAGACCCGCACCGCCACGCCAUCGACGUGACAAUUCCUACGCAGGCGCCGACGACUUUGCUCUAUACUUGAGGAACGCCGCCGGCGCCCGGAGAGUACAGCGCGAGUACCCCGUCUACUACUCGGCCCAUAGCGACCCUGGUUCAAGGGAGAUGGCCGACCUGUUUCUUGGUAGUUUACUGACCAAUUCGAAACGAGUCGUCCCGCGCGAAAGCACGCUAGAUGGGCCCCAAAAAACGAUGGCCCAGCGCUUCGGGUCGAAGAUCGCCCUCAUCAAGGAGGCCAUGGACUCCCAACCUGAUAAUACAUAUGCUAUUAUAACGGAGAUUGAUGUGCGGUUCUUUGGCAACGCAUCAGCACAAAUUGCAGAUUUGGUCGAUGAUGCGCUGGAGCGGUGUGGACCGAACUGUGACGCGGUCUUCCAGCGGGAAGAUGAUCAUAGUUUGCACCGCAACAUGGGGUUUAUUGUGUUACGAGUUUGUGAGUCAGUACGGCACCUCUUCGAAGCUGUUGGUUUGGCAACAGCGGCCGCAAAGGGUAUGAGGGGAGGCGUGUUUAGGGGACCGAACGUGCCGUCGGUGCGAGGCAUCACGCCGGCCACGGACCAACAAAUAGUCAACGUCGCGCUGUGGGAGCCUGAAAGACUACUAUCAUAUGAUGAUGAACUCGUGAAAAGGAGUAGACCCUGCCUGAAAACGGCGCUGAUGCCUUCCCAAGAGGUCGCUACUAGAGGGUAUCUCUUACAAGUCUCAUUGAGGUACAAGAACAAGUUCGGCAUGAGCCUGUACCAUGUUAAUGAUUAUGGGGGCAUUCCCCAUCCCGACAAGGCGCGGUCCGCCAAAAUGUCCGAACUGUUGUUGGUCGAAAGGGGCGUGUUCAAGCAGAAACAGUCGGCGUUGCGGGAACUGGACAAGUUUCGAGGGAGACGGGAGCGGAUGGUGGCCGAGGCGGGGUAUAAAUAAAUUACUAGU